Molecule: messenger RNA, 1088 nt
Organism: Owenia fusiformis
Lineage: Eukaryota; Metazoa; Annelida; Polychaeta; Sabellida; Oweniidae
Source: the annotation of a GenBank genome assembly
GUUUGGUUGAUGAAUGGUGUAAUGUGAGUGUGCAGAGUAACCCCAAGGAAUGAAAAUCUAAAGCAGCCACCUUUAAAUUUUCCCACCGUGCCCGAAAAGUAAUCAAUUCAAACAAUUUGCCCAAGACACUUAGAUACGAUGAUUUUGAAAUGCCUGCCAUUUGGCCUGAAAACCAAUCAGAAUACAGCACCCAAGAGUGGGAAAAAAGAUUUUGUUAUACAGUACACAAAGUAUCAUUUUUAUGUCAUGUUAAUUCAAUGAAAUUAAUGUAAUAAUGAAACAAGGUAAUUUGAUUUCAUGUACACAGAAGGAGAGUAUCAUGUUAAGAUAUCCAGAUCAUAUGAAAAAAUUAAUAUCUUGUGGGACCAUUUGACAAGACAGAAAAUGCAAGAGCAGUUAUUUAUAAACAAGACAAAACUAAAAUCUUUAGAGAAUCUAUAUCAAUCAACCGUUAGCCAAUUAUCCAAGGUUUACAUCUUCCACUGCUCAUCACAAUCAAUCUACUUAUCUCCCUUUGCUCACCACAACCAAACAUUUUAUCUUCCACUGCUCAUCACAAUCAAUCUACUUAUCUCCCUUUGCUCACCACAACCAAACAUUUUAUCUUCCACUGCUCAUCACAAUCAAUCUACUUAUCUCCCUUUGCGCACCACAACCAAACAUUUUAUCUUCCACUGCUCAUCACAAUCAAUCUACUUAUCUCCCUUUGCUCACCACAACCAAACAUUUUAUCUUCCACUGCUCAUCACAAUCAAUCUACUUAUCUCCCUUUGCGCACCACAACCAAACAUUUUAUCUUGCACUGCUCACCACAAUCAACCUACUUAUCUUGCACUGCUCACCACAAUCAACCUACUUAUCUCCCACUGCUCACCACAAUCAAUCUACUUAUCUUCCGCUGCUCACCACAACCAGCAUACUUGUAUGACACUGCUCACCACAAUCAACCUAUUUACCUUGCACUGCUCACCACAAUCAACCUAUUUAUCUUCCACUGCUCACCACAAUCAAUCUACUUAUCUCCCACUGCUCACCACAAUCAACCUACUUAUCUUGCACUGCUCACCACAAUCAACCUACUUAUCUCC